This is a messenger RNA of Erythranthe guttata (spotted monkey flower), 408 nucleotides long. NCBI's taxonomy places the organism in Eukaryota, Viridiplantae, Streptophyta, Magnoliopsida, Lamiales, Phrymaceae. The record is from RefSeq and is a predicted model, not a curated record.
AUGGCAUCUAUGGACUUUUACAAAGUUGCGAUGGUGGCUCGAGACUCGGAGGGGCGAUGCAGUUGGUGGAGCGUUGCAAAACUCAUAGGUCGACCUAAGGCGGUUGAGGGUGAAGCUCGUGCCGCUCUCUAUGCAAUGUCGACGGCAGUGGCUAAGGGCUGGUCUUCAGUUAUCAUGGAAGGGGUUUCAUUGCAGAUUAUUAAUGCCUUACGAGGAAGAGGAUUCCCAGACGCAUCAUAUGGUGCUCUUCUUGAUGAUUGUUUUUUCCUUUUGAAUUCUUUUUCUGAUUGUUCGUUUUCAUUUAUCAAAAGACAGGGUAAUUGUGUAGCCCAUGCCCUUGCUCAAAUGGCCGUUUUGGACCAACUUGAUGGUGAUGUUCUCCCGUUUGAUGUGGUUAUUUAUGCCUAA